GUUGUUGUUCUGCACUCGCCAGGAUUGGACGUGUGUGAGUGAGUUCAUGACUCUGGCUUGAACACUACCACCAAAGUAAAAAUCUUCCCGAGACUGGAAAAAAAGAAGAGACAUCAGUUGGUGGUUUCUUAAAGUGGAGUUCGAUUCAGCUUUGCUUGGUUAUCUCAGACUUAGUAGAAAUCCUACGUCCUCCUUGUGCUUCUUCAGAGUUAACCUACACACAACACACACACACACUCACAUCGACCAAGUGACGUUCGUUUUUGGUCCUCGACAACACUUAAUUCUCUCACCUUUUGUUCUUGAUCAAAAGACAUUGACAAGAGGUCUCGACCUUUUAGCCGAGGUAAACUGUGAACUGUCAGCAGCCACAACAAGUCAAGGACCUUGGCUCUGUUCGUGAACACAUUUGUCCUCCAAUUUGUUGUGAUUAAUAUCUAUCUCCCAAAGACCCGUCAGAACAGAGUGUCGUUGCAUCGUCGUGCCUUCUCGUUUUCUUCGCUGUCAUUGGCAAGUUUCAAGACAUCUGCUCAAUGAUUCAAAGUGUUGUGACUUUGACUUCAUCUCCUGCCUGAAACCUACCCCGCCUAUUGUGAUGUCCAUGACUCAGAGUGUUUAUCUGGCUCCACCCCCGACUGGCCUCCGAGGCGAGAUGCUCGCAGCGGAUAGUACGGUGUCCGUGUCUGGAUCUGGCACGCCCCCUCCACAAAUCCCGUCGCCUUUUAUGUUGCCGCCAUCUUCUGCGGCAGCCGCAGUAGCUGCCCGGGGCCUUAUGAUGAACCCUGCCGCUUACUUGGCAGCCGGGGUUCCAUUUUUGUACGGAAAUAAUGCGCUCAGUUACGCCCGGGAAUGGCAAGCAAAGCUAAAGGAACUGCAAGACUCGUCCAAAGCCGCAGCCGCCAUCCUCUCCUCUCGUAACGGAGGCGGUCUCAAGUUUCCACCCAUCUCCUCUCCGAGCAAGGGUUUCAUGCCACAAGCACCCAUUGUGUCCAUCACACCUUCGUUCAACAGCAAGCACAAUCCCAAAAAGUCUCCCCCCAGAAAGCUAGAAUCCCCCAUCAAGAUGGACUCCAACGGAGCGUUGAACUUGGUGGCCGCUAGCAGUCCGUCACCCACGGAUUUCUCGUCAGGUGGCCCCACCACCUCCACAAUCACCGCAGCCUCGGUCAGUUUGGUGGCCUCGGCUGACACAAGUCGUCCGUCCAGUGGAGGGCGUUCCCCACCCAAUUUUGGCAACUCCCGAUCCAGCAAUUCCUCGGGUUUUGGGGUGGAACAAGCACAAUCCCAAAAAGUCUCCCCCCAGAAAGCUAGAAUCACCGCAGCCUCGGUCAGUUUGGUGGCCUCGGCUGACACAAGUCGUCCGUCCAGCGGAGGGCGUUCCCCACCCAAUUUUGGCAACUCCCGAUCCAGCAAUUCCUCGGGUUUUGGGGUGGAAGUGUGCGUGGUCUGUGGAGAUCGAGCCUCGGGUCGGCAUUAUGGUGCAAUCAGUUGCGAAGGCUGUAAAGGCUUCUUCAAGCGCUCAAUCCGAAAACAACUUGGCUAUCAAUGUCGAGGCAAUAAGGACUGUGAGGUGACCAAGCAUCAUCGGAAUCGUUGCCAAUAUUGCCGCCUUCAGAAGUGUCUAGCCAUGGGGAUGCGCAGUGAUUCACCCCGUGUUUCAGCCGUCCAAUCCGAGAGACGCCCCAAUGCGGGCGUUGCCGCUGGCUUGGCCGCUCCCGGCCGUGGAAUGGAUCCGAUCAAAGGUCCAGGAGGUGACGUGACGAGUUUGUACAACAUUUACUCGGACUCCCCUACCAUGCUUCCUAGGACACCCCUGGCACCAGAAGCUUUACUGGCCUCUAGUAAAGACCAGCUUUCGUCCAAGGACGACGAUAGUUCAGUUGAUAACCUCUCCUCCAAUGGUGAUUUGCCCUCAGCUAUGGACACAAACUCCAUGCUGGUCGCUCGGGAUAAGAAUCUAAUUUCUCGUGCCAUGGAGAAUGUGGCCAAGACCAUCGAAAACUCCGCCCAGAACGGCAAUAACAAUGAAGAUGAGGAACUCUUCGAGGUCGAAGGACCAUUGCUCACGGACGAGAUCUGCAAGUUCAAAUUGGCCACCCCCAGUCCCGCCCCCUCAUACUUGAACAUUCACUUCAUUUGUGAGACCGCAUCGCGCCUCUUGUUCCUCUCCAUUCAUUGGGCUCGCUCCAUCAAGCCAUUUUCCCGUUUAAAUUAUGACAGUCAGGUUGGCUUAGUGAGAAACACGUGGUCUGACCUAUUCAUCUUGGGACUGGCCCAAUGUUCAGAGGCCAUGAACCUGCAGAACAUCCUGACGGCCAUUGUGCGCCAUUUGCAAAGCUCUGUAGCGCAAGAGAAGCUCACCGUCCAACGUGUCCGACAGGUCACGACCACCAUUUGCAAGGUCCAAGAAUAUGUUCGCACCAUGAGACAGAUGAAUAUUGACGACCAUGAGUACGCAUAUUUGAAGACGAUCGCCCUGUUUGGCGCAGACACUCUGGGUGUGACCUCGCCCAAGCAAUGCGAGAAACUGCGAUCCAAAGCCGUUCAAGAGCUCAAGACUUAUUGCGAGGACAACGUCACUUCAGGCAAUGACAACCGAUUCGCUGACCUUCUUCUGGUUUUAGCGCCUCUCAGGUCGUUAUUACCAGACGUCUUGGAAGAGCUCUUCUUUGCGGGAUUGAUCGGAAACGUUCAAAUCGAUUCCGUGGUUCCAUACAUUCUCAAAAUGGAGACGUCCGAGUAUCAGUCGCAAUUCGGAGGUGGCGCUAAAGAAGAGACUUCUCCCGAAGACCUGGCCAAAUCGCCCGCCUCAUCGGAACCUAUGGAGGAAGAGAUCGAUCCCUCUUCCUCUUGAACUCAAUGAUCUGACAAGAACUUACAUUUUGUUCAAAUUGAGCUGAGCUAGAGUGCGACGAGCCCAUUAGUUUGUUUGCUCGCACUCGAGCACGCAACUUUCAUGUGAUAUCCUCCCUCCUCUGUCCACAGACCCUUCAACGCAUCGCAUCUUCUUUUUCGAUGAUGACAACUCCUAUUAUUAUCAUAAUUAACUGAAUGUCGACCGUGUAUCUACAUUUCACCUCAUCGAUCUGUUUAUAGAGCCGCAACAAACUCGACCUAGAGAGAAUUUGUACAUUCAAUUCUUGUUCCCACCUUAGUGUUGUCUCUGAGUCUUUGACCUCUCUGUCAUAGGUGGAGCAACCCGAAAACUACGGUUUCUUAACGAUACUACACACAAGCUAGUGUGUAGCAACUGUUUUCUAUCCUGUUCCUCCUCUACACAUUCACACAUGUUGUAAAUGCCCUGGGAUCGUCCAAAUAUUUGGCACCAUCUCCACAUAUCUGGUCUCAAGUGGGGACUGGUUGCUUGUCCGACUAUGUGCAAUAUCGAAUCUAAAGAUAAUCCUGUGGAUCAUCCGCAGUUCACACUCAACUAUUUUUGUAAUCCUGAUGAUGUUGUUGUAAUACUGCUCCUGCUACUACUAUUACUACUACUACACCUAUUGCUACUACUAUUACUACUACUACUUCUCCUUUGAUGGUCUAUUUUUUAUGGAAUAGUCUGAAAAUAAAGAACAAACUAUUCUGGUUGAAAA
Messenger RNA from Tigriopus californicus, 3593 nucleotides. Its product is annotated as orphan steroid hormone receptor 2-like. The record is from RefSeq and is a predicted model, not a curated record. NCBI's taxonomy places the organism in Eukaryota, Metazoa, Arthropoda, Copepoda, Harpacticoida, Harpacticidae. The coding region runs from base 596 to 2854 and encodes 752 amino acids. Gene Ontology annotation, molecular function: nuclear receptor activity; zinc ion binding; RNA polymerase II cis-regulatory region sequence-specific DNA binding. Gene Ontology annotation, biological process: anatomical structure development; regulation of transcription by RNA polymerase II; cell differentiation. The transcript has 10 exons.